Molecule: messenger RNA, 522 nt
Organism: Lagenorhynchus albirostris (white-beaked dolphin)
Lineage: Eukaryota; Metazoa; Chordata; Mammalia; Artiodactyla; Delphinidae
Gene: ASCL4
Product: achaete-scute family bHLH transcription factor 4
Exons: 1
Coding region: 7-522 (171 amino acids)
Biological process (GO): developmental process; regulation of transcription by RNA polymerase II
Molecular function (GO): protein dimerization activity; RNA polymerase II transcription regulatory region sequence-specific DNA binding; DNA-binding transcription factor activity, RNA polymerase II-specific
Source: RefSeq, a predicted model, not a curated record
CGGCGGAUGAUGGAGAAACGUAAACAGGCCGGACUGCUGACCCUGCCGUACCACCUGCUCCCGGGGCCCAUGGGCGUGCCUGGGUCCCUGCCCCGCCUUCCCCUGCGAGACCCCUUCAGGGUCUCCUUGCGUCUGGACGCCGCGUGCUGGGAGCGGGGCGGCUGCGCCCCGCGGCGGCCGUACUUGCCCCUGCCGCUGGACGGCGCCUUCGAGCCCGCCUUCCUCCGCAAGCGCAACGAACGCGAGCGGCAGCGGGUGCGCUGCGUGAACGAGGGCUACGCGCGCCUCCGAGCUCACCUGCCCCGCGAGCUGGCGGACAAGCGCCUCAGCAAAGUGGAGACGCUCCGCGCCGCCAUCCGUUACAUCAAGCACCUCCAGGAGCUGCUGGAGCGCCACGCGCGGGGUCAGGAGGGCGCGGCCGGCGCCGGCCCCUCACUCAGGGCCGAAUGCAACAGCGACGGCGAGUCCAAGGCCUCGUCGGCGCCUUCGCCCAGCAGCGAGCCCGAGGAGGGGGCCUGUUAG